GCCUAUAAAUAAUAUAAUAAUUUUUUAUACUCUCUCACACAUUUCCAAAUCUAACGUCUUUUAACGUGCGCAUCAAACAAUUCAUUUUGCUUUUGUCACCAAUGGCGCACGAUAACAUCCAGCUCCCCUGCGAUGGCGACGGCGCGUGCAUGCGCUGCAAGGUCACCCCUUCGGCGGAGGAAACCCUGACUUGCUGCACUUGCGCCACUCCUUGGCACGUGACAUGCUUGGCUUCUCCGCCGGAAAACCUAGCGUCCACAGUGCAAUGGCACUGUCCUGACUGCUCCGGUGACCCUCUUCCAUCGGCCGCGGCCGCCAUGGAUGGAAGCUCCGGAGAGCUCUUCGCGGCGAUAAGAGAGAUAGAGGCGGAUGGCUCAUUGACGGAGAAGGAGAAGGCGAGGAAGAGGCAGGAGCUUGUGAGUGGAAGAGUUGAAGAAGAUGAUGAUAAAGAGAAGAAAGGGAAAGGGAAAGGGAAAGGGAAAGGGAAAGGGGAGGAGAGCUCAUUUUUGGAUUUUCUUGAUGGAAGCUUAAACUGCUCGUUUUGCAUGCAGAUACCUGAAAGGCCUGUCACGACACCUUGUGGCCACAACUUCUGCCUUAAAUGCUUCCAGAAAUGGAUAGGUCAAGGGAAGCGUACUUGCGCGAAAUGCCGCUCGACCAUUCCCCCCAAAAUGGCAAAUCAGCCUCGUAUUAAUUCAACGCUUGUAUCUGUUAUCAGAAUGGCAAAGCUAUCAAAAUCAAAUGCUGCUGCAGGGCCUCUAAAAGUUUAUCAUUUUGUACAUAACCAAGAUCGACCUGACAAAGCUUUCACUACAGAGAGAGCGCAAAGAGCUGGGAAAGCUAAUGCUGCUAGUGGGAAGAUAUUUGUGACUGUACCACCUGAUCAUUUUGGACCAAUCACAGCUGAAAAUGAUCCAGCUAGAAAUCAGGGUGUGCUUGUUGGUGAAUGUUGGGAAGACAGAUUUGAAUGCCGGCAAUGGGGUGCUCAUCUUCCACAUAUCUCAGGCAUUGCUGGUCAGUCAAAAUAUGGUGCUCAAUCCGUGGCUCUCUCAGGAGGUUAUGAGGAUGACGAGGAUCAUGGGGAGUGGUUUCUUUACACAGGAAGUGGAGGUAGGGAUCUCAGUGGAAAUAAGCGGACAAACAAGAAACAGUCAUUUGAUCAAACAUUUGUGAACAUGAAUGAGGCUUUGCGAGUAAGCUGUAAAAUGGGUUAUCCUGUCCGAGUUGUAAGGUCUCACAAAGAAAAACGAUCUUCUUAUGCCCCAGAGAAAAAAGGGGUGAGAUAUGAUGGAGUCUACAGAAUUGAAAAAUGUUGGAGAAAGGCUGGAAAACAGGGGUUUAAAGUUUGCCGAUAUCUGUUUGUGAGAUGCGACAAUGAGCCAGCCCCAUGGACGAGCGAUGAACAUGGAGAUAUGCCUAGGCCCUUACCAUCCAUUCCUGAGCUGAAGAAGGCAACUGACAUAACAGAGAGAGAGGAGAGUCCAUCAUGGGACUUUGAUGAAGAGGAGAAUCGCUGGAAGUGGAAAAAACCUCCACCUCCUAGUAAAAAGUCAAUAAUGGAAUUAGCUGACCCUGAAGAAAGGAAAAGGGCAAGGGAAGCUAUAAAGCAAGCACGUACUACAUCUGUUAGAGAAAGACUCCUGAAAGAGUUUGGUUGUCUAAUCUGCCGGGAUGUUAUGAAUCUCCCAGUAACAACACCUUGUGCCCACAACUUCUGCAAAUCUUGUUUUGAAGGUGCAUUUGCCGGUAAGAAUACUAUAAGAGAGAGGAGUAGAGGUGGCCGGACACUUCGAUCACAAAAAAUUGUGCUCCAUUGUCCGUCUUGCCCGACUGACAUCUCUGAUUUUCUUCAAAACCUUCAGGUCAACCGAGAACUAAUGGAUGUGAUCGAGACACUGAAGAAAAAGAGUGAGGAGAAUCAGGAACCUGCUGAAAAAGAAUUGAGUGAGGAACAGGAAGAUGAGUCUGAGGAAAAUGCAGACCUAGACUCUGGUGAUAGCGAAACUGGCAAGAAAACAGAGAAAGCCGAUCCAGACAACAAUUCUCAGAAACCGAAAAGAGGUAGAAAGAGGAGGAAAGUGGGUACCACUCAAGGAGUAGCCGACAAGAAGGACUCUCCAUCAAGCCCCCUCCAGGUGCAAUCAUCCGAUGUUGAUCUUGAAUGACAUGUUUUUCCUGCGUUUCUUAUCAGACAACAAAAGAACUAUGGAACUGGAUGUACUACAGAGCUGU
This is a messenger RNA of Hibiscus syriacus, 2232 nucleotides long. Its product is annotated as E3 ubiquitin-protein ligase ORTHRUS 2-like. Bases 102 to 2165 code for a protein of 687 amino acids. The record is from RefSeq and is a predicted model, not a curated record. Gene Ontology annotation, molecular function: metal ion binding; ubiquitin protein ligase activity. Gene Ontology annotation, biological process: negative regulation of gene expression via chromosomal CpG island methylation; protein ubiquitination. NCBI's taxonomy places the organism in Eukaryota, Viridiplantae, Streptophyta, Magnoliopsida, Malvales, Malvaceae. The transcript has 9 exons.